Molecule: messenger RNA, 2327 nt
Organism: Lampris incognitus (smalleye Pacific opah)
Lineage: Eukaryota; Metazoa; Chordata; Actinopteri; Lampriformes; Lampridae
Gene: anks3
Product: ankyrin repeat and sterile alpha motif domain containing 3
Exons: 16
Coding region: 53-1975 (640 amino acids)
Cellular component (GO): cilium
Molecular function (GO): protein binding
Source: RefSeq, a predicted model, not a curated record
UUUGACAACUGUGAGAACGGACAGUACCCGGUUCUUACAAACAGAAGGCAGGAUGUCCGAACUGAGUGAUGAGGCCAGUGAAUCAGAGCAGUUUGGCUCCAGCCUCUCCCUGUGGCUUGGUGACACUGUGGUCCGACCUGAAGAGCUCAAUGUUUCCCUGGACCUCCACACCGCCUGCUCCAUAGGCCAGUAUGACGUUGUGGCCGAGUGCAUCAAAAAGCGAGAGGUGAACCUGGAUGGGAAGAACAUCGGGGGCUGGACUCCCCUGAUGUAUGCAUCUUACAUUGGUCACGACAACAUCGCUAAUCUCCUAUUGGAGGCUGGGGUGAAUGUGAAUGCCACCACCGCCAAAGGCCUCACCCCCCUCAUGCUGGCUGCCAGCUGUGGCAAUGAAAGCAUUGCCUACUUUCUGCUGCAGCAAGGAGCUGAGUUGGAGUUGAAGGAUUGCCGGGGCUGGACAUCCCUCCUCCACUGCACCAGCACAGGCCAUCAGCAGAUGGUCAAGUUCCUGUUGGACAACAAUGCUAAUGCAAAUGUCAAGGAGCCGGUGUCUGGCUUCACUCCUCUGAUGGAGGCAGCAGCCUCUGGACAUGAAAUCAUUGUUCAGUAUCUGCUGGACCAUAGGGUGAAGAUAGAUGAGAGGAAUGCUAAAGGAGAAACAGCCCGAGCUCUCGCCAUGACGUUUGGCUACACCAAGAUUGCCAGCCUCAUAGACUCACGCUCUCCUAAGGUCAAACCAGAACACUUUGAAGACCUGAGCUCCUCUGAGGACUCAGACAGCGCCCCCUCCAGGCUGAGGCCAAGCCGGAGCCGAACCAAAGGGCCCAGCAUCCAUGAUGGACCCCAGGCCAUUGCCAAGUUCAGAGUAGGCGGAACCGCCACCAAACCCUGCGAGCGGGCCGCUGUUCCGCCAGGGUACAUGACAUUCCGCGACGUCGGGGAACCAAGUGCUGGGAUCUGUUACCGGGAUGUCACCUCACCCAUCAACGAGCUGGAUGGGCAGAGCAACAGCAGCAGAGAGGAGAGUCCAUUCUUUGAUAAUGACAUGCCCACCAUGAGGAGCAGCAGCAGCAGUAGCGAGUGUCUGCCCCGUGUGGUCGCUCUCAGUUGGGAAGAUUCUCUGGAGAGCAAUGAGGACUCUGACCAGUCCAAGAAGAGUAGCUCUCGCCGAGUAAACAAGAGCCAUCACUCUAAAGGUAAAAUACGUCAUACCAAUAACCACACUGUGCAGUCCAGCGGCACUGGGAACUGUGGGAUGCGCCCUCCUGUUGUUCCACCCCCGUCCUACACCGGUCCCAAGGAUUUGGCAGAGUUCCUAGAGCAGAUUGGCUUUUCCAAGUACCUCCCCCUGCUGGAAGAGCAAGACAUCGACCUGAGGAUAUUUCUGACCCUCACCGAGAAUGAUCUUAAAGAAGUGGGGAUCACGCUGUUUGGACCCAAGCGUAAGAUGACCUCUGCCAUCGCCAGGUGGCACAGCAGUGCCCGGCCACCCAGCGACGCCCUGGAGCAGGCCUAUGCCGACCAACUGGAGGCCGAGAUGCAGGAGAUGGCUAUCCAGCUACACAAGAGGUGUGAGGAGGUGGAGAGCUUGCAGGGUCAGGUGUCCCAGGAGAGGGAGUUGCGUACGGUGAUGGAGGGAUGUCUCAUGGAAGACAAGAUGGCGUGGAGGAGGGUCCAUACCGAACUGGUGGAGUCCCACCGGCUGUCCCAAGAGAUGAGCGCCAACCUCGAGAAGGCUCGCACCUGUCGGGUGGAGCUGUUCUCCUUGCUGGGCGCUGGCGAAGGGGAGGACAAGAGGAGAGAUGACACCGGAGGUGAAGGUAAGGAUGGUUUGGAGCCCAGCCAUGUGUCAGAGCUGAUGAAGAAGCUGGACUGCUAUGAGGAAGAACUAGCGGGGACCCUGCAGACAGUCCUCCAGAACCUGCGGCGAUUGAGCCUUCCAGAGAAGCUCACAGACAGCUGGGAACGACCUUGACCUUCACAGGGGCUCAUGACAAUACUGACGGAGGGUGAGCAACCACCCUGAACACACUCAACAGGACUGGAAAUGGCUGGCAAAGAGGGCAGCGCUGCCCAACCAGAGAGGCCUGCAGACCGAGCCAGUCGGCCAGCGAACUAGCCCCCACUUCAGCUUCUCUGCUGCGGGACACGGAUGAGGGCAGAUGAUGGCUGCUGUCAGGGGAAUGACAAGCUGGCAGGAAGGGUUCUGACCCGGGCCUACCUAUGCUGGUGUGUGUCGGACCGCCAAUGCAUUACAGACAAUGGGAGACUGAAGAGAAUCGGAGGCAACUGCGCCUCCUGAGGUUAUUUCUCCCAGAAGAACCCAA